This is a messenger RNA of Sclerotinia borealis F-4128, 1311 nucleotides long. The record is from the annotation of a GenBank genome assembly. Lineage: Eukaryota; Fungi; Ascomycota; Leotiomycetes; Helotiales; Sclerotiniaceae.
AUGCCCCCUCCACCACCACCUCCUCCACCUCCUCCUCCUCCACCUCCUCCUGGGGCCCCCCCGGGAUCUAUGUCAUCGAGAGCACCCGCGAAGGGCCCUGCCAGCAGAGGCGCACUUCUGACAGACAUCACGAAAGGGAGAGCACUCAAGAAAGCUGUAACCAACGAUCGAUCGGCACCGAUAGUAGGCGCAGUAUCUGGUGGUCCCGUUCCAAUGCCGAUAGGAGGUGCUCCACCAGUGCCCGGAAUGGCAAAACCUCCUGGGGGAUUUGGCGCACCACCAGUACCGGGAGGAAAUAGGGCUCGAAGUAAUAGUGACCAAGGAAAUAAUAGCGCAGUUUCAGGAAUGGAGCAACCUCCCCAGUUAGGAGGAAUCUUCGCAGGUGGCAUGCCCAAAUUAAAGAAACGAGGCGGAGGAGUAGAUACUGGCGCAAACAAAGGUUCAUCAUUUACACCAGAGCCGGGAUUCUCUGCGCCGAAACCGCCAGGUAUGGCAGCUCCUAGACCUCCAACAAACGCAGCCCCGCCUUUACCAUCAGUCAGGCCUCCUCCUCAGUCCAGCUCCACUACACCAGCAUUUACGCCCUCGAUUGCAAACUUACGGAAGACUGGUGGGCCAUCACUUUCUCGACCUGCAUCUUCAGCCUCCCUCAAAGGACCACCACCACCUAUUGGCAAGAAACCUCCUCCACCCCCUGGUACUCGAAAGCCCUCAUCAGCACUAUCAGCACUAUCAGCCCCACCACCACCACCGCCAUCAUUUGCCCCUCCACCUCCUUCUUCGGCCCCUCCACCCCCUGCUGCACCUCCGCCGCCACCUUCUCCAGCUCCACGUCCUCCCAGUAACCCACCUCGAUCAUAUGCGCCCCCUCCACCAACAUCUCCACCUUUGACUAACGGAGGUAGCCAGAGUCUUGCCAUGCAGGCAGCAAUUCGUGCUGCCGGUCAAGCAUCACCAAUGGGUGCGCCACCUCCACCGCCUCCACCUCCUUCUAAUGGGCCUCCCUCUAUAUUAUCACACAGAGCGCCAUCUCCACCAGCGGCACCGCCGGCCGCACCAAUAUCAAGAAGUCAAAGUCAAUCACAAGGAAGAACUCACACAAUGGAUUCUAGUUCAUAUACUCUCUCUUCAAAUGGCAGUUUACCGAAAGCCACCAGUUCUACUUCUAACAGGAGGGUUACAAUCAACGACUUCCGAUGGAAAUUUACAGAUGAAUCGGUUUUUCCCAUACCCCGAGAUUUUGUUGGUGGACCUAAGAAAUAUCGGGCCGGUCGUGGGAGCAGUGUUCCGUUGGAUCUGAGUGCUUUUUAG